Zingiber officinale is the source of this 1466-nucleotide messenger RNA. RefSeq names its product non-specific lipid transfer protein GPI-anchored 1-like. The coding region runs from base 595 to 1098 and encodes 167 amino acids. The transcript is spliced from 6 exons. The record is from RefSeq and is a predicted model, not a curated record. NCBI's taxonomy places the organism in Eukaryota, Viridiplantae, Streptophyta, Magnoliopsida, Zingiberales, Zingiberaceae.
GGUGGCGGCGGCGGCGUCGUCGUCGCCCAACAGCACUGUCUCUUCCUUCCAGAUGGAGUUUUCCGCCGGGGGAGGCGAGGGCGGAGCGCUGCCGGUGGAAAGGGCCUGUUCGAGAGCGAUGGGGACGUUGUCGACUUAGUGGGUACUUUGUAGAGACGCUUGUGGUGGGGGACAAGCUAGGCGUACUUCCGCACACUAUCCGGGUCUCCCUCGAGGGGGAGCUCUUCGCAGUCGACGCCACAAAUAACAAUAUAGUUCGGAUCACUCCGCCUCUCUCCCAGUAUAGCAGAGCAAGAUUUGGUUGCCGGGUCAUUUAAGGGAUUCUCUGGACAUGUAGAGAUGGUAAACCUGCAGAUGCUCGUUUCUAUCGUCCAAAAGGUGCCGCUAUGGAUGACAAAGGGAAUGUGUAUGUUGCUGAUAUCUCCAAUAUGGCUAUUCGAAAGAUAACUGAAUCAGGUGUGACUACUAUUGCUGGAGGAAAAUCAAAUAUAGCAGGUUAUAGAGAUGGCCCGAGUGAGGAUGCUAAGUUUUCUAAUGACUUUGAUGUGAUAUAUGUUGGAAGAACUUGUUCUCUUCUAGUCGUGGAUAGGGGUAAUGCUGCUCUUCGCCAAAUUUCUCUUCAGCAAGAGGACUGCCAAUACCAGUAUACUUCAGUAUCAACAUCAGAAGACCAGGAAGAAAAAAGUUGACAACAGACAAGAGAAGUCACCAGCAGCCGAUACUUCGCUGCAGCAUCAGUGCACGGAUGCCACCAGCAGCCUGACCCCCUGCAUGGACUAUGGCAGCGGCAGCAGCGACCGACCCAACAGCGACUGCUGCGACACCGUGAGGAACAUCCGGGGCACAAACCCCGUCUGCCUCUGCUACGCCGUACAGCAGACGCACAACUGCUCCUCCCCCUGGAGCGCCUUAGAGCUCAAGGUCGAACUCCUGCUCAUGCUGCCCGGUGCUUGCAACCUCGACAACUCCAACGCUAGCAAUUGUAACGGAACUACUGUGUUUCUUCUUCUGCUAGUGAAGAGAAACAUCUUGAGGAAGAAAGAGCUGAAAAGGAUAAGAAACGGAGAGUUGAAGCUUUGUCGGUUUUUUCUGAGAUGAUAGAAACUGAUCACAUGAUGGAUUCUUACUGGUCUGACUUGAUAACUCAUAACCGCCCUACUAAAAUCGAAGUCGAAGUUCAUGCUCCGGCUCAAAGGAAAAAGAGGAAAACUUCAAGACAAACAUCUGCUCUGAUUUCUGUUCCUGUUGUACAAGCCACAUAACAUAUUCAAAUUGGAAUAGCUUGUCCCACUAUGAAGCAAGUGCUAUCCUCAGAUAGGCCCAUAAUCAGUGUCAAUGCAAAGAUAGUCGAUAGGUGUAUGCCUACAGCUUUGGUUUUGAAUUUCAAUAAAUCCAGUCCUCUUCCUUCUGAAGUUGAUCUGAUUAGGAUUUGCUGUCGCUAUGGGCCCAUAGUGGAAGUAGCAACA